This is a messenger RNA of Spirodela intermedia, 1532 nucleotides long. NCBI's taxonomy places the organism in Eukaryota, Viridiplantae, Streptophyta, Magnoliopsida, Alismatales, Araceae. The record is from the annotation of a GenBank genome assembly.
AUGUGCAUCGCCGCCUGGGUCUGGGAAGCUCACCCACUCUAUCGGCUCCUUCUCGUGUUCAACAGGGACGAGCUCCACGACAGGUCCUUGAUCCGGUUAACUCCUUGGAACUUUUUAAAUUCAUCUCCGUCGCAGGAUAAAGCUGCUCGCUAUUUUCUCGAGAUGAUUUCGUCCACUGUUUCUUCUUCCUAGGCCGACGGAGCCUGUGGAAUGGUGGGGGGACGGGGGACGGAAGAUCCUGGGAGGAAGGGAUGGCCUCGCAGGCGGCACGUGGCUGGGAUGCACCCGGAAUGGGAGGAUCGCCUUCCUCACCAACGUCAGGGAGACUUGCUCCCUCCCGGUUCCAAAGUCCAGAGGGGAUAUUCCUGUCAAGUUCCUGGAGGUUUCAUUCUCUCUCUCUCUUUCUCUCUCUCCGUACGGGCAUCGCGCAGGUGAAGAGAAUUGCUCAGGGAUGGGCUCUCGAUUCUGGUCGCAGGGUGAGAUGAGUCCUAUCGAAUUUGCAGAGGAAGUGGUGGAGCAAGGAGAUCUGUACAAUGGGUUCAAUCUGGUGCUAGCCGAUCUUCGCUCUAAGAGCAUGGUUUUCGCCACCAACCGGGGCCCCGUCGCCAUCGAGCUCGUCUCCCCGGGCCUUCAUUUCCUCUCCAACGGCAGCCUUGACUCCCCAUGGCCCAAAGUAGGUUGAGGGGGAGGGAUGUUCAAAACUUUCAUCAGGAACUAUUUCUUAUUUGUGGUUAAAAAUUGCUGUGAUUCUCUCUUCAGGGGAAAAAAAUAUGGCCACUAAUAAUCUACCCACGAACUGGCGGAUGAAAAAUCCAAAAACGAUUCUUAUUUUUAUGGUUUUUAUAUGAUAAUUUCAUGUAUAGUUGCCUGAGCCCAAAAUAACCGAUGAAAUUUUGACGAAAAUUUGCACACAAUAUUUUUAUAAUAUUCCUAGUUAUUAUUGUAGAAACUACUCGCCAUUCAGUUCUCUAUCUUGGGUUUUAUUUAUUCAGAAUGCAAGGAAUAGAGCCCACCCAUGUGUCUAAAGUAGAUUUCAACAAAACCCUAUUUUUCGAAUCAUUAUAUGUUUUUUUUUUUUUUCAUGCACUGGUGUUAUAGUGUCAACGACUAGGCAAAGGGCUUGAAGAACUAUUGGACAAACAUUGCGCCAAAGAGGUUCCAACAAACCAAGUUGUCGAACAAUUGAUGAGGGAUACCACUAAAGCCAACAGAGGGCAACUCCCUGACACUGGCUAUGGUUCGGAUGUUGAAUUUGAAGUCAGCUCAAUCUUCGUUGAUGCUGAAUUAGACAUGGUUAGUGGGCUCCAUGAUCUCUCCACUUCCAUAACCAUCCCCUAUCUAUGUGUCCCAUUGGAUGCAACCUUUUUCAUCUGUCUUAUCUCUCGAGGUUGCAGGGGCAUUAUCGGACAAGGAGUAUAUAUGUUGUUGCCGUGAGAGGAAAUAUGAGUGUGAGCAUCUUUGAGGAGUUUUUGGAUGGAGAAUCUUGGAAGCAAAUGCAGGUGGAGUAUCAGAUUGAGGAGAGUGAGAAAUAA